This is a messenger RNA of Vitrella brassicaformis, 4210 nucleotides long. Lineage: Eukaryota; Vitrellaceae. The record is from the annotation of a GenBank genome assembly.
GUCGCUACAUAUUGACACCCAUUCAUAGGCUCUCUCGCCACAUGAGUGCAGCCAAUCCGUCAGUCAGUCAGAGUCCUGUAAGGGUCUGCUGGGGUCGAUGUUGUCCGGGGUUGUCUUGUGGAGUGUCAUGAGGUGCGUCCACAAGGGGUGGAUGAAGCUGUAUCGGUGCAGCCGGUACUCCUUCAGACACGACGCUAUCACCGCCACUUGCAGCGAACGGAACAGGGUGAUGAAUCCCACAAAUAUGCACACUACCUCCUGCGCACAUAGUAGGAGACACAGACAACACGCAUACACACAAGAAGUGUCGGCAGGGCGAUGAGUGAGGCACGGCACUGUCUUACCACUAGCGUCAGGAAGCUGUGUUGCCGUAGAGAUAUCAUGCCACGACCUGAGCAUACACACACACGUACGCAUGCGACAUGCUCUCCACCUGCCUCCAGGUAGACAGGCAUGUAUGCUCGUGUGUGUCCCUCCCUCACUUCUGUCCCAUAGAGUGGUCAGCAGCGUCAGCAGCCGGGAUGCAAACGCCCCGUCGGCCCUGUGCUGCGACUGGUGCGUGUAGAAUACGGCAGACGAGGCGAUGACAAAACCCGCCAACAGGAUGAUGGCCACGAGCAGCGGGGCACGCAGCUUGGCGACUGUCGACCGAAGGGCUUGCAGCUGCGAAAAGUAGAACAGACUGUAUCGGACCAUCGCUCCCAUGAACAGCAGCAAAAGGAUGGAAUCGGCGAUGUGGGAUGCCUACAGGCAUGAGAGCAAAGCGGGAAGCAGCAUGUACAGCAUGGCACAUCAAUUGUGGGAAGGUGUCUCACAUUUCGCAGCCGGUAAAAGUAGUCGAAGCUGUCAUACGCCUCGAGACCAUCCAGCACGCUAUCCUGUGGGCGAGAGACGCGGAGAGGUGCAGGCAUAUAGCCCAGAGUCUGCCGUUUCGUGUUUCUUACGUUGAUGUGGUCGGCUGCCCAUGUGGUUCGGAUGGCAAACGACACAAUGAUCAUGAUGGGGAUCGACAGAAAGAGAAACGUCCACACAGACAGCCUGUAAUGACAUUUGUAGUAUGUAUGGAUGCCAAUGAGACUUGCCGUCCGUUCUUGUUACUUUUCUUUCUCUGUAUCGUAUCUCGGCCGCAGUAUGCGGCGACCCUGACAGAAGACACGCCUGUGUGUGUAUGUGUGUCUCUUUGUGUGUCUUACCUCCAUUGCGAUGACCACGAGUGCCCACAAGAUGGCGAAGGCAAAGAGCACGUGGUCCUGGGCCACGAGGAUGUAGGAGCUGACCGCUAUGGGCAGCAGCUGCACCUGGGUCACCGCCGAACCUGAGACAACAGCCAUCUGUGGGCUGAGUUUAUAUGCAUGGCUGUGUCGGGUGUUGGUUGAGGACCGGCGACAUUGAUUUCUAGAUUGACGUAGCAGCUGAGGAUGGCGUCCACACUGCACAGAGAGACACACCGACGUGUACACCGCAGUGCGAUCGGUCAUUGACUGAGCACGCUCACCUUGGGUUGUAGAGUAUGAAGGACACCUUUACUAGCCGCGUGUCGGCGGUCAGCCAGCCGGCCCUUAGUGACGCAAGAUCGUUACGCAACGUCGCGCUGAAAGAGCAAAGAACCAACGGCGAUCCUUCUCGUGUGUCCUGCAUGGAAUUGCUCACAUGUCGUCGACAGCCACGUGUCUGGUGUCUCCAUCGCCGCCCGAAUCAUAUCUGCCCAGCAGACCAUAGCUGUCACCACCAGCCGCAGGGAGGGCCCCGGCAGGGCCCUUCUUCCAGUCAGCAGCAUCCCUGGCGGCACGAAUCUUGGGCUCGAUGUUGAUGCGAUGCCAGCUGACAGUGGACACGCAGAAAAUGAGGAGACAGGCAUGUUUAUGCCGUAUGUGUGUGUGGUGUCCCAUGCGAACAGGCUGGCUUACGUGUAUGGUGGCUGACAUGCUGGGAAGGCAGCUCCACCAAAGGCUGAUGUGAAUGAUUUCUCCAUCUCUGCUCGGCACACAGAAGGGCGACACAGUACAGCCAGGAGGUGACAGCACGUUCGGCUCUUCUCACUGGUAUAGACGUCAGUGCACUCCUCUAGGUCCUCUAGUCGGUCUUGCACAGUGACUUCCUCAGUCGCCUUGCGGGCUAUGUCAACCUUCCUUGCACACAAGACACAACGAGGGAGAGAAUCAAACGACAAGCAGCACGCAGCGAGGCAGCUUUGGCCGCCUUACUGCCUGCAGCUGCAGCUGCCCCAGGAGGGCGAAUGAAGCCCUGUUCAGCCGAUUGGGCUCGGUGACCUCCUCAAUGAAUUGGACGAACGGCCCCUCAAGCCACAAAAGGAACGUCUCAUUGCUCCGGACGUCAAACAUGGAGAGCGCGUCCGCAUCUUGGCCCCUCUCUCUGCCCUCCAUCAGGUAUGCCGGCGAUGUGAGAGGCCUGUGGUCGUCCUGGUUGGCCAUCGACGGCUCGGUGAAGUGUAUCAGAUGGCCGUCGCUUUCGAUGCUCUCAUACAGACGCCUCCUUCCUGGUGCCCCGUCUGAUGUCUCGUUGGUAGGGUAAGGCCUCGUCAGGGUCUCAUACACGUGGGAACGGAGUACACGCUCCUGCACAACACACACACAGCCUUACCCAUCAGCCAGGGUGUGAUAACGCUGCCAACUGACGUGGACAGUCCGUGCUCUGUUGGGGCCGACGGCGCUGGCCCAGAAGAAGAUGGCAACGACGAGGAAUAUGACUUCAAUGACCCGCAUGAGCAUGUCAAAGUUGCGGACGGUGAGCUUCAUCUUGGCGCGGUCGAUGUAGUCGGACAGCCGGGGCAGCUUGAGCAUCUCCUCGCUCUCUCGUUGCUGUGUGUCAAGCCGCUCCAGCAUCAUCUUGUCCACACCAGUCUUCCUCAGAUUCUCGAUGUUGACGGCCAUCUCGUCCCACACCGCAGGGCUGUCCUGCGGCGCCACUGCGUGCAGCACCGUCCUGCCUCUCACAAGAGUCAGUGGGUAAGGCCGCCCCUGCAGCGCGUAUCUGCUCGUCUUUGGGAGGGCAAUGCUGCUUAUCGACGCCUGCUUCGGCACAAUGCGCCCAUUUCUGUCCAGGAAGUAGACAGCGUCAGGGUCGAGACCCCAAUAAAGAGAAGCCUGGUGGGCCACGUGCUCCACGGUCUUGGUGACAUCCACGUCGAUAAGGGCAGUUGUUGUGGCCCAGGGGUCACUUCGCGAUGGGACGCUGGCGCCUGUCCGUGCGUCGAGCUGGAAGAGCAUUUUCGGGACAGGUGGCGGCUGGUGGUCAUGGGCGCUGGAUGGCCGCUCUGCGCCGCCCUCUGAGUCUUCCACUAUCCUUCUCAUGGCGGAUGGGUCCAUUCUAUUCAUCAGCACCUCCGUCGUCUGGUCAGCCUUUGCACCUGAGACACGAUAAGAAAACGCGUACAGAUGGCCAGUGGGUCCAGAAGGGGUCGGUUCCCACCUGAUGGGCUGGUGAGCACUUCGAUGCGGAUGGGUACAGUCUGUGCCGUCUGGACGGUGCUGAGAAGAGAAGUCCCACCAGCAAUCACUGAAGCCACAGAGGCGUCCAUCCGGCUCUCCGUCUUGGAAAUAUCAUCCAAUGAGCCAGAAAAGGCGGCAUCGCGUCCAGCAGACUCCACAGCGCCGUCGCGGAAAAGGGGGGCCAUGCUGAGGAACGAAUCGAGGAGCCUUUGGCACUUGUCGUUGAUUUGUAUGAUAUCCUGCGACGUCAGAUUGACUUCUUCGUCCGUCUUGAUGGACGCAAGGCGGCUGCUGUACCGCUCCUUCUCGCGCGUGAGACGUUCCAGGCUCUCUGUAGUCUUGUGAAUGCUGGCAAAUCAACACCACCGAGUCAGAGAGUGCACCAUGCGAGUCUGUCAUCGAUCGAUGUGUGCUUACUCUCCGCGUACGGCAUGCAGUUUGGACUGCAGCUCCACGUUGGCAUUGUGCAGCUCUGUUUGCAGCGCCCUCAGGUACUUGAGACUCCUGGCUUGGUAGACCCUGUCGAGGAUCUCAUCUCCGCCAUUGAGAGGGGCCGCCAGUGGGGGAGGAGAAGGGGCGGCCGGCUCGGGCUGAGGCUGGGGUGGCAGUGGGUCGAUUGAGUCGGCGAUGAGGCUGGUCAUUCGGGGAAAAGGAUGCAAUCAAUGGGAGAGGGAUCCUCCGACGCAGUCUCAGGGCCCCCACAGCAGAUCCCUCGUGCGCGAAUAGAUGGGCGUCAAGGCAGUGGCGUGCCGGCCCUUUAA